AUGGCUCAUGCUCCUCUCCUCAGAACAAACACGGCUCCUGUAUUCCAGCAAUCCAACGGAAUUGGCGGCCUACCCAAUACCAUGAGUAAUGCGCCCCGCGCCAGCCAGCUUUCCGGCUCGACAACAUACACAUCCUCCUCCGGCUCCCUCGCAUCCUUCCAGAGCGCAUCCACGGUGACGCCCCCGCAAAAUGGCGGUCCCGUUCAGGCCACAGCCAACAUCAUCAACCAAAAGGCCGAUGCCUCACGAUCCCUCUAUCAGAUCUGCAUGUCGUUGAAGCAGCGAUUAUCACUGGUGCCUGGCUUCGACCCCUAUCUGCAAGAGCUCGACCCCAACGACCCCGUCGAAUCGCUGUGGGCCCUGUUCCGCACGGGUCACCCGCUCCUCGACAUCUACAAUGCCCUGCAACCCGAAAAGCCCCUCGAGAUAGAAGGCGCAAAUGCCAGUGCAAGCGACAGCAAAAAGGCAAAAAUUGCCCUCUUCAAAUUCAUCCAGGCGUGUCUCAAGGACUUGGGUAUAUCGUCGGCGGAAUGCUUCGUCAUUAGCGACGUCCUAGGAAAUGACACGACCGGUUUUGUAAAGACUACCCAAGUCGUCAACUACGUCCUCGACAUCGCUGAGCAACGAGGGCUCCUGUUACAGCUCCAGCCUUACCCCGAAGACGACCUCCCUAUGGAACCAGGCUCCAAGCUGAGCUACCGGGAUCAUAUCGUGAAGGAACUGGUUGAUACGGAGCGCAAAUACGUUCAAGAUUUGGAGAACCUCUACGACCUCAAGAGUAGUUUGGAGACCAAGGGAAUUAUUACGGGCGACACCAUUCAUCAAAUAUUCCUCAAUAUCAACGCUAUCCUGGAUUUUCAGCGCCGGUUCCUGAUCCGCGUAGAGACGACAAAUUCCAUGCCCAAGAGCGUACAGCAUUGGGGUGCUCCAUUCGUCACAUAUGAGGAUGCAUUCGACAUUUACCGGCCCUUCAUUGCUAACCAGCGAAAGGCGGCCCAAGUGGCCAACCAAGUCUUUGACCAGAUCAAGGCUAGUGGGCAUCCCGUGGCCGCAGACUUCAACACCUUGGACGGCUUCCUCCUUAAGCCCAUGCAGCGACUCGUCAAAUACCCUCUUCUACUGAAGGAUCUGAUGAAAAAGAGUGAAGACGAGGAAAUCAAGGCCGAUCUGGCAGCCGGUAUCGAGGCCGCGGAACAAGUUCUCUCCAAGGCCAACGAAGAAGUCAAUCGCGAUCUCUUGGACGAGGCUUUGGACGACCUGCGAAACCGUGUGGAUGACUGGAAGAACCAUCGUGUGGAGCAAUUCGGCAGGUUGCUCAUGCACGGCGUUUACACUGUCGUCACAGGGAAGAGCGAACAAGAAAAGGACUACGAAAUUUAUCUCUUUGAAUGCAUCCUGCUUUGCUGCAAGGAAAUAUCGGCGAACAAGAGCAGGGAUAAGAAGGACAAGACUAGGUCGACCGGGCCCAAGAUUAGGAAUAAGAAUGCGAGACUCCAGUUGAAGGGCAGGAUUUUCAUGACGAAUGUCACCGACAUCGUCUCCCUCGCGAAGCCUGGAUCCUACAUCGUCCAAAUCUGGUGGAAAGGUGACCCGGGCGUGGAGAAUUUCAUGAUCAAGUACACAAACGAGGAGCAGAUGAAGAAAUGGGCAGUAGCCCUCGAGGCGCAACGUAAGGAGAACACGCCCAACAAAUCUGCCACGAGUCCCGACCAGGCAGCGCCCGACUUCGCCUGGACCCGCGAAAACGCUGGCAAGCUCGAGAAUCCAUAUCUUAACCAGCAAGACGAUGAUGACGACGAGGAACUCUGGCCACCCGCUUCUGCCCCUGCCCAGUUUCCAAUGCCGACGCAGUCUACAGGAGGCAGCAUGUUGCCUCGCAAUGCAUCGAGCACAAGCCUGCGACAACGCGCCGCAACUGGCGAGAGCCUCACCGGUAUAGUGAGGGCUCCACCACCUCGAUUCCCCCUCCCACAAGCACCUGCGCCUCUCAGCCUUACGACUCAGGUCCCUGCUCCGGGCGCUUCAUCGCCUGGGGCUCGAGGCGGCGACUCUUACUUCUCGCCCGUAGCCGAGUCCCCGGCUUCCUCACGUACGAGCACUGCGAGCAACAUAUUCCCUAAUCCGGGAUACCAAUUCCCCAAGUCUCUAACCCCUCAGCCGGGAUGGGAGGACCCUAACCAGAGAUACACGGCCCCCGCGAUGCCUCGAGCUCCCUCACGGGAUGGGUCAUCCCAGCACAGAAAUCCCCGCGGACCAUCUCUGCCGGCAAUGGCUUCCAACAGCCAGAGUGCGGCACAGCAGCAGCGCAGCAGAUCGUACAGCACUCCUGACAUCAACGCCCCAGGAAACAUCCGUCGCACUCAAGGCGGCACUCCCGUUCCGGCGGUGCCUGGCAUCCCGGCGCACCUGCACCCAGCUCACGACCAGAACAUCCCGCGGUCACAAACCGGCUCGCCCAGGGUAAAUGACGUUCCUAUUAGAUCAAACACGCAGAGCCCUGGCGCUCAGCGAGAACGCCAGUAUGGGCACCAGCAGUCUGGAAGUUAUGGCGGCACCAUGUCACAGUUUCCAGCUCAGCCAAUUUACCCGCGCCAGGGAACGCCAAACUCUGUACACGACCGGCAGCUCAGCAUCGACGCGGCUGCAUCUAUGAACGCGAUGUUAUCUCCCCCACUUGGCACUGGCGGGAUUAGCGGGUCUCAGUCGAACCCGCUCGCCAGCCCGGACCUGCCGAUUCCUACGCAAUUAAAGGUCAAGGUAAACUUUGUCGACAGCGGCAAUUACGUUACCCUGGUUGUUGCGUUCAACAUCACGUAUCAGUCUCUGAUUGACCGAAUCGACGCCAAGCUUGCACGAUUCACCAACAGUAGCAUCAGCAAAGGCAUGCUCAAGCUGCGAUACCAGGACGAAGAUGGCGACUUUGUCACGAUUGCUAGUGAUGACGACAUUCAAAUCGCCUUUAUCGAGUGGCGUGAGGGAGCUCGCGCUACUGCGCCGGGAGGAGUCGGCGAAAUCGAGCUGUUCUGCGUUGGGGAUACGGCCUGA
Molecule: messenger RNA, 3045 nt
Organism: Colletotrichum orchidophilum
Lineage: Eukaryota; Fungi; Ascomycota; Sordariomycetes; Glomerellales; Glomerellaceae
Product: CDC24 Calponin
Exons: 4
Coding region: 1-3045 (1014 amino acids)
Biological process (GO): intracellular signal transduction; septin ring organization; establishment of cell polarity
Cellular component (GO): division septum; nucleus; cytoplasm
Molecular function (GO): protein binding; guanyl-nucleotide exchange factor activity
Source: RefSeq, a predicted model, not a curated record